This is a messenger RNA of Entrophospora sp. SA101, 702 nucleotides long. NCBI's taxonomy places the organism in Eukaryota, Fungi, Glomeromycota, Glomeromycetes, Entrophosporales, Entrophosporaceae. The record is from the annotation of a GenBank genome assembly.
AUGGCAUAUUCAGACAUGUAUGAUUUGAUGGAAUUUACUGAAAAAAUGGUUAUGGAAAUACUGAAAAAUUUCAAUAAUGAUUGUGGUGGUAGUAAUAAUAGUAGUAAUGAUCAUCAUGUGUUAGAUUAUAAGACUAGUAAUAAUGAAAAUUUGAAAAUAGAUUUUAGUCUCCCUUUUAAACGCAUUGAUAUAAUACCAACUUUAGAAGAUAAGUUGAAGGUCAAGUUUCCGUCACCAAGUAAAUUGCACACUGAAGAAUCUAGAUUAUUUCUUGAACAAAUAUGUAAUGAUCAUAAAAUAACAUGCAAUCCACCAAAAACUAAUUCAAGAUUAUUUAAUAAGAUUAUUGAUAAAAUUAUUGAAACAGAAUGUAUAUCACCAACAUUUAUAGUAGGAUUUCCAAAGAUGAUGUCACCAUUAGCCAAAAGUCACAGAGAAAUUGAAGGUUUGUGUGAACGGUUUGAAUUGUUGAUAGCAAGACGGGAGAUAGUUAAUGCAUAUACUGAAUUGAACGAUCCGUUUGAACAACGUGGACGAUUUGAAGAACAGUCACAGCAACGAGAUCAAGGGGAUGACGAGGCACAAUUAAUUGAUGAGAGUUAUUGUAAAAGUUUAGAAUAUGGUUUGCCACCAACGGCUGGUUGGGGUAUGGGUAUAGAUAGAUUAAUUAUGAUAUUAACAAAUAGUUCAUCUAUUAAAGAG